AUGAAAGGAGCCCCUCACCACAUUCACCUGAGGGAAGGUGCCAUCCCCUAUGCGUGUCAUACACCUAUACCAGUUCCUAAGCAUUGGGAGGCCGAUGUUAAGGCUCAGCUCGACGAAGAUGUCAAAUUAGGAGUAAUUAGGGAGGUCCCUGCUGGUACAGAAGGACGUGCGCAGAGCAAGGCCGACUUCAUCGCCCUCUUCCAAGGGGAGAAAUGGAAGGCCAAGUACUUCGAGAAGAGCAACAAGCUGCAGAUGCUGCAGAGGGAACUACGCGCCAUCAGGCAGGACACGCAGAAGCUCAUGCAGGCGAAGGACGAGGAGAUAGCCGAGCUGAGGGCGGACAUCGAGAAGCUCACGGACACCAACCCCAAGAGGGAGAACUACGAGAACAAGAUAGCCAAGGCUCGGGUCGAGAACCUGCAGUUUCGGGUCGAGCAGGAGGAGGAGCGCAUCUGCAAGCAGAUCGCCCGGGUGGGCAGGGAGAUCCCGCAGGAGAUCAGGGUCCACGACGCCCUGACGGCCUUCCUGAAGGAGUGCUGCGCGAAAUUGGAGGCCAAGUCGGCCGAGUGGGACGAGACGUUCCAGGUGGACACCGACGCCAAGAAGGAAGAGGUCAGUGCCUGGAAGGCUGAAGUCCAGAGUAAGAAGAAGGAGCUGGAAGACCUGGAGAAGAAGUACCAGGAGUACUGGGUGGUCGUUAGCGUGUACGAGGCCGAGCAAGAGGUCGAGAGGUUGAAGAGAGAAGAGGCCGAGAGGGAAUUCAAGGCGGCUGCCAAAAUACAAGCGUGGUGGCGAGGGUACAUGGUUCGAAAAGGAAUGAGUUCGGGGCUCAGAAAGAAGAAGAAAUCGAAAAAAUGUGAAAUUCGUGUUCAUGAGUUGAAAAAAAAUGGAAAAAAAAUAUUUAUAUAUAAAAAAAACAUUCGAAAUAAAGUGAGACGAUCGAUGAUGAACUUAUCAUUACAUAUAUUAUCAAGCAUUCAGUGGUGUGAGACUGAGCAUAAAUUAAAGUGA
Messenger RNA from Macrobrachium nipponense, 1011 nucleotides. Its product is annotated as dynein regulatory complex protein 9-like. Gene Ontology annotation, biological process: cilium organization. The transcript is spliced from 2 exons. Gene Ontology annotation, molecular function: protein binding. Bases 1 to 1011 code for a protein of 336 amino acids. Gene Ontology annotation, cellular component: motile cilium; cytoplasm. The record is from RefSeq and is a predicted model, not a curated record. Lineage: Eukaryota; Metazoa; Arthropoda; Malacostraca; Decapoda; Palaemonidae.